Molecule: messenger RNA, 1050 nt
Organism: Ictalurus punctatus (channel catfish)
Lineage: Eukaryota; Metazoa; Chordata; Actinopteri; Siluriformes; Ictaluridae
Gene: cabp2a
Product: calcium binding protein 2a
Exons: 7
Coding region: 253-945 (230 amino acids)
Molecular function (GO): calcium ion binding
Source: RefSeq, a predicted model, not a curated record
GUUAGAUUAUUACACCAGGGAACUCAUUUGUUAAUUUAGCAAUUCCUUCACCAAGCACAAACUGUGUAUGCUGGAAAUGUGAAAAGAGAAUGAAUAGAGAAAGAGGAGGGGCAAGUGAUUACGAGACAGAGAUGCUUUCCAAAGCUGCUUUCUGAAGCAGAAUGUGGAGGGGAAAGGGACAACGAGAAACAGGGCCAGAAAGACAGCUGGACUGAGGGUUGGAUAUUGAUGGUAAUGUAAGUAAUAAUCACAAUGGAAGCAGGAAGCAUGGAUACUCUCAACGUCCCACAGGAUAAGAUUGUAAAAAAGGGAUCAAUUAAAAACAAGGUUGAGAAACUGAGGAGAUGGAGCACCGCCCCAGGUGGGAGCUUCCAACACCCGUCCAAAAUGAAGACCCUCAGCUUGAGGUCACCCACAGAGGCAGAAGAAGACCUACGUAAUGACGAGACUGAGCGGAGGAAACUCAGACCUAUGGUGGCGUCUGUUUUUGGUCAGGACAGAGAUCUAAGGCCAGAAGAAAUUGAAGAGCUGAAGGAAGCCUUCAAGGAGUUUGACAGGGAUAAGGACGGCUUCAUCACCUGUAAAGAUUUGGGCGAGUGCAUGAGGACAAUGGGAUACAUGCCUACAGAGAUGGAGCUGAUUGAGCUCAGUCAGCAAAUAUGUGGAGGCCGAGUGGACUUUGAUGAUUUUGUGGAACUAAUGGGGCCUAAAAUGUUGGCUGAGACAGCAGAUAUGAUUGGAGUGAAGGAACUGAGAGAUGCUUUUAGAGAGUUUGACUCUAAUGGUGAUGGUCAGAUUAGUCUGGCAGAGUUGAGGGAGGCCAUGAAGAAGCUGAUGGGUCAGCAGCUGAACCAAAGAGAGAUUGAUGAGAUCCUCAGAGACGUGGACCUGAAUGGAGAUGGCUUGGUCGAUUUUGAGGAGUUUGUGCGGAUGAUGUCUCGCUAAACCCACAAGUAAACAACAAAGACCAAUAAAUCUGUUAAAUCCUGCUAUGAAGAGAGAAAUAUUGCCCGUCUAAAAGAAAAUAACCUAAUGUAGUAUAUCUCAUAA